Messenger RNA from Camellia sinensis, 1291 nucleotides. The record is from RefSeq and is a predicted model, not a curated record. NCBI's taxonomy places the organism in Eukaryota, Viridiplantae, Streptophyta, Magnoliopsida, Ericales, Theaceae.
UUUUUGUGGUGUUAAAGUGCUGUUUGGGUUUGUUUUUGUCAAAUGUCAAAUUUUAUCUUGAUGAAAAGGACAAAAGUUUCUUAGAUUAAUAGUUUACCUUGAAAACAUACAUAUAUUUUUUUUCUAAAUGUUUUGGCAUUGUUUUUGUCAAAUGUCAUUGUUUCUUUUUCUAAUUUUUAUCUUCCACUUGUUUUUAUACACGGAUUAUAGUUUCUAGGGUUGCAUUAGAAACAGCAUGAAUUACAAAACAGAAUUCACCUUGUUGUUAUCACCCCACCUCUAUAAAUGAACACAACAUUCUUAACAUUAAUUUCCACGAAAGAACUCAACAAAAGACCUCAGGUUAGGAUAUGAUUGCUCUUUAGAAGGCACCAACCGUACUUCCUGGUUUUUGGAUAUUCAGGUCACCAGCCAUGGAAGGAGGAUCACAACAAAAGAUUGGUCAUUCAUAUCUAUCUAUAGAUGAUUGCUUUUAUUUUGAUCCGCCAAAUCCAACCGUCCCCAAGUUUCAAUGGACUCAAGACUUUCAUUACCGGUUUGUCGAGUGUGUAAACCUCCUUGGUGGAGCAGACAAGGCAACACCAAAAUCAAUAUUGAAGCUAAUGGACACAGAGGGGUUGAAAAUCUAUGAUGUCAAAAGUCAUUUGCAGCAAUAUCGAAUUGCAAAGUACAUGAAAGAAUCUGAAGAAGGAAGAUCUGAGAAAAUGACUUGUGUCUUUGAAGAAGCACAUACGGAUGCUCUACGAAUGCAACUAGAUGUGCAGAGGCAAAUUCAUGAGCAGUUAGAGACUCAGAGAAUUUUACAGCUGCAGACAGAAGAACAAAGAAGGCAGCUCCAGAUGAUGUUUGAUCUACAACAAAAUUACAAAAAUGGGAGCCUAAUUGAGAAGCCGAAUCCAAAUUCUACAUGCCCAGAUGACCUGUCAAGUGGCGUUGAUGACAUGUCAAUAGCUGAUGAUUCCGGAAAGAAUAAUUCUAAAUGCAUAUAAUUUGAUCACAAAACUGAAUACAAUCUCGUUACAUGGGAUGAGAUUUAAUAAAUGUGUGGUUCCAUUCUAUGUGAGAGAUUUGUGUCGGAUUCUAUGAUCAGAUUUUGUACACGUAGAAGAACUAUUCCGGAAAUACUCAUUUCCCGUCCAAAAUAAGUUAGUUGGCACGAGCAAACUUAAAUAUUUUCAUAAGUAUUCAUGGGGUUCUGAGGAAACUCACUUCCUACAACAGAACCGUAAACCACAGAUGAUGCUACUUGGUAAAUAAUUGAAAUGGAAUGUAUUUACUUAAAUUUUAUUUA